Messenger RNA from Lonchura striata (white-rumped munia), 1991 nucleotides. RefSeq names its product ubiquitin conjugating enzyme E2 J1 (gene UBE2J1). Lineage: Eukaryota; Metazoa; Chordata; Aves; Passeriformes; Estrildidae. The record is from RefSeq and is a predicted model, not a curated record.
GCCGGGCCGGGGCCGGCCUUCCUCCUCCGCCCCCUGCCCCCGCCGCCGGAGCCGCGCCGGAGCCGCGGAGAGAGCGAGCGGUGCGCGCUGCCAUGGAGGCCCGGUACAACCUCAAGAGCCCGGCUGUCAAACGUCUGAUGAAAGAGGCUGCAGAACUGAAGGAUCCUACAGAGCAUUAUCAUGCACAGCCUUUGGAGGAUAAUCUUUUUGAAUGGCACUUCACUGUUAGAGGCCCUCCAGAUUCAGAUUUUGAUGGAGGGAUUUAUCAUGGGCGAAUAGUGCUACCACCUGAAUAUCCCAUGAAACCACCCAGCAUUAUUUUGCUGACGGCAAAUGGCAGGUUUGAAGUGGGGAAGAAAAUUUGUUUAAGCAUCUCAGGGCACCAUCCUGAAACAUGGCAGCCUUCGUGGAGUAUAAGAACAGCUUUACUAGCUAUCAUUGGAUUUAUGCCAACCAAAGGUGAAGGAGCAAUAGGAUCUCUAGAUUACACACCAGAAGAAAGAAGAGCUCUUGCAAAGAAGUCACAAGACUUCUGUUGUGAAAUGUGUGGCACAUCUAUGAAGACAGCCCUCUUACCACUGACAUCUGGAAGCGUGUCAAGCCAGGCAGACAAGGAGGCUAAAGAGCUUGCCAGACAAAUUAGCUUCAAGGCAGAGGUCAAUUCAUCCAGGAGAUCUGAUGCUGAGCCCUCAAAUACAUCUGGACUGAACCACUCUACUGCUUCACGUGAACCCCAGCAGGAUGGUGCAGCUAGAGCAUUCCCAGAUCCAACAAGUGCGACGCCUGAAAGUCAGAGUAGCAGUACAGUGGCUGGCCAGGAGCACACUCCAGCUGUGUCGAGCACCAGCACCUCGCUGAGCCCUCGGCAGCGCCGUGCACAGCAGCAGAGCCAGAGACGGGCCCCAGCUUCCACCGACUUCAACCGGGCACAGCAGCCCAGAGUCAACACCAACCACACGGGCUCAACCGUGCUCAUUGUCCUGCUGACCUUUGCGCUGGCAGCUCUCAUAUUUCGUAGAAUAUGUUUGGCUAACGAGUAUGUGUUUGAGUUAUAAGGCUGUUUGUUCUAACAGCAGUGACUUGAAUGCUUCGCUGAACCUUCUGUAUUGGCUAUGACAUGAGAACUGUUUACAAAGGUUACUUUUUGUAUUUGCGCUUAAAUCCUUAUGAAUGUUAAUGCACCUACACAUACAUUACUUGUAGGAAAAGCAAAGUUGGACAUGUAAGCUAUGAGUUUUAAUUGAGUGCCCACUAGAUACUUGGGGAAACAGUGCAGUGGAAUAGUAACAUUAAGACAUGUGGGAUGGGACUAAAUUUAAAUAAUUUAUGAACUAGUAAAAGACGAUUUUUAAAAAAUGGUUGAUUCAAUUUUUUAUGGGGCAUAAAUACUUCUAUUUAGUUAGUAUAAGAUUUGGCUUUGAAGAGGGGAUUAUAAAAUGAAUCACUGCUAUGUGUUUUGUAUCUGGUGAACUCCUAAUUUAGAGGGAAUACAGUUUUGUAACCACUGUUAUUUGCCAUGACACAUUUCCAGAGGUGAAACACAAAUUGGUUGUGAUGCUGCUUUGUGUAUGUGGAAGGGGGAAGGGACUGUGGGAAGAAAGUAGGUGCCAGAAAACAACUUGCAUUAUUUUGAUUUUUAUUUUUCAGUAUAAAGAUUGGGUAGUCUUUUGAAAGAUUUGAAUGUCCUCUUCUAGUACUUUCAACUGUAUAUCUUGUUUCUAAAAUUUAAAGAUUAUGCAAAACAUGUCUAUUCUUGCAAUAGUUAUAAAUAUGUAAUAUAAUUAUUUACCCAGAGCUGUUGUCUUUUAAUUAUACCAUAAAUAUACAUAAUGUGUUGAACUGAAUGUUUCGUAUGUGGUUUUAUUUACUAAAGAAAAUUUAAACCUUAUUAUACUUAAAUUCUCAUAUAUAUGAACAUACUUAACAGAAGUAUUUAUUACAAUCCUGCUAGUAAUAAAGUUUCAAGCCAUUCUUUGGAUAUGUUUCAAGUA